AUGGGGAGGUCACCGUGCUGCGACCAGGACGCGGGGGUGAAGAAGGGCCCGUGGACGCCGGAGGAGGACAAGCUGCUCGUCGACUACAUAAAUGAGAACGGGCACGGCAGCUGGCGCCGCCUGCCCAAGCUCGCCGGCCUCAACCGCUGCGGCAAGAGCUGCCGUCUCCGCUGGACCAACUACCUCCGCCCGGACAUCAAGCGCGGGCGGUUCACCGACGAGGAGGAGAAGCUCAUCAUCCACCUCCACUCCCUCCUCGGCAACAAGUGGUCCUCCAUCGCUACCAAGCUGCCCGGCCGCACCGACAACGAGAUCAAGAACUACUGGAACACGCACCUCCGCAAGAAGCUGCUGGGCAUGGGGAUCGACCCCGUCACGCACCAGCCGCGCACCGACCUCAACCUCCUCGCCGCCGGCGGCUUCACCAACCUCCUCGCCGCUGCCAACCUCGCCGCCGCCGCUGGUGGUCACGGUCACGGUGGUGGUGGUCCACUCGCCGCCGCCGCCGCCUCGCAUGCUAGCUGGGACAUCAACGCGCUCAGGCUCCAGGCCGACGCCGCCAAGUACCAGCUCCUCGAGGGCCUCGUCCGCGUGCUCACCGCCCCCGCCGCGCCCACCGUCGACCUCAUGACCCUCCUCGCCGCCGCCAAUGGAGGGGCGGCCAGCGGUGGCCACCAGCUGCUCGCCGGCGGCGUCGACCAGCAGAGCACCACCACCGCCAGCAGGGUCGUCCAGCAGUAUGACGGCAUGCUCAGCCUUCCGGCGUUGACCAGCGUGCCGGCGGUGACGCAGGGCAUGUCGUCGUCCAUGUCCUCCGCCUACUCCCUCUCCGGGCUCCUCAACGGCUUCGGCGGCGGUGCCGGGACGAUGGCCGCUCUCACCGGGGACGGGCUCAGCUCCACGGAGCACGGCCACAGCGGGGCCACCACCGGGAGCAACAUCACUGCUGCCGCGAUGCCGCCACCUUUGGCACCGGCAGCCGAGGGGUGUAAUGCCGGCAACGGCGUCGGCACUUCGUCGACCCCAUCACCGUGCGAGGAGACGCCAGCAUCGAGCCCGUUCGACGGCCUGGACAACCUCACCUUGGAUUUUGACCCCAACAGCGACAGUUGGAGAGAAUUGCUAGAGUGA
Molecule: messenger RNA, 1131 nt
Organism: Miscanthus lutarioriparius
Lineage: Eukaryota; Viridiplantae; Streptophyta; Magnoliopsida; Poales; Poaceae
Source: the annotation of a GenBank genome assembly